GUAUUUAAGCUCUAAAUGGGUCCAAGUAGAUUCCGCAAACGUCACAUUGCGCACAACUUCAGUACCAUGGAAGAACUAAAUAUCGCUACCCCUAUAUUAUACUCAACUCUCCCCCCUCUCUCCGCCGCCGCCGACCACCUAACUCCGCCGCCGUCCUCCUCCUCCUCCUCCGACGAUGAACCUUACAUCGUAUUCCGAAGCGAGAUUUCUCAAUCGCAAUCAACAAUCGAAUGUAAUUCGCCGGAAACCGCCGCGCCUGAUUACUUCUCACUCGACGGCGGCGGCGACGUUGAAGGUGAAGGUGACGGAGGUGAGAUAGUAUUGGCGCCGGUGAUUGAUGCGAAGCCGUUGAGGUUUAAGGAACCAGAGAGAGGACUUGAAGGGAAUUGGUUUAGGGCUAAUUGUAGGUUUAAGAGUCCUAUGAUUCAGCUUCAUAAAGCCAGAGGUCUUUGGAUCAUUCAAAACAGGGCUUUAUCUUCCCACUAGCGAUGUUGAUCUGGUGAUUUUAGGAUCAGAAAUUAGAAGUCCUCAAAUUGGGUUACAAGCUCUUUCCAGAGCUCUCUCACAGAAAGGAGUUGCAAAGAAGAUACAGGUGAUUUCAAAGGCUCGUGUGCCAAUAAUAAAAUUUGUGGAGAAGAAAAGUGGCAUUUCAUUUGACAUAAGCUUUGAUCUGGACAAUGGACCAAAAGCUGCUGAAUUUAUUAAGGAUGCUAUGUCUAGCUGGCCUCCUCUGCGACCAUUAUGCUUGAUUUUGAAAGUGUUCUUGCAACAGAGAGAGUUAAAUGAGGUUUAUACUGGUGGGAUUGGAUCCUAUGCACUGCUUGUAAUGCUAAUAGCAAUGUUGCAGAAUCAUCGAAAUGGCAAAGCUUCCGCAGAGCAGAAUUUGGGAGUUCUUUUGGUUAAUUUCUUUGAUAUUUAUGGACGCAAAUUAAAUACAUCAGAUGUUGGUGUAUCUUGUAAUGGAGUAGGUACAUUCUUCUUGAAGAGUAGCAAAGGGUUCUCAAUUAAAGGAAAACAAUCUUUGAUCUCCAUUGAGGAUCCACAGACACCAGAAAAUGACAUAGGAAAGAGCUCCUUCAAUUAUUUUCAGGUCAGAUCAGCUUUUGCAAUGGCUUUCACGACAUUGACAAAUCCAGAAGCCAUACGUGCCCUUGGUCCCAACAGAAGUAUUCUUGGCACAAUAAUUAGACCAGAUGAAAUACUAGUGGAAAGGAAAGGAGGAUCUAACGGGGAAGUGACUUUUAAUAGCUUGCUUCCAGGCGCUGGAGAGAGACUGCAACAGUAUAGUGACAACCAGCAGGAGAUCUAUUGUAACUGGCAAUUAAAUGAUGACGAUGAAGCAGCACUCCCCCGAGGAAAUGGGAUUGCAGAGGAUGGUGGUGCUAAAUCCUCGGGAAAAAAGAGGAAAAUGUCAAAGGAAAAACAGACUGCUAAGAAGGUGAAGGAAAACGGGCAAAGCAGUAAUGUCGGAGAUGAAGAAAAAUCCUCAGGAAAGAAGAGGAAAAUGUCAAAGGAAAAACAGCCUGCUAAUUGCAGAUAUGAAGAGUAUUCCUCGUUGAAAGAGAAGAGUUCGAAGAAGCAUUGGAAACAUAAUAGAUGGUGAUAACAACAUCAAUAUUUAUAACGGUAAGAAUUCACCUACUUCAGAUGGUCCGUAAUUAUACUGGCGUAUCAUUGGAGAUGCAGCAUUUAUACAGUGCAACACCAUUUGAGUUGCUGAGAUACCAGUUUCUCCGAUGAACUGAAUCAGCAGUAAUAUAUGGCGAAGUUCUUUAGCCAGUUGUAGCUACAGUAUUGACGCGUGAGCUUCCGUAUCAAGGAAUUUCACAUUGCGUAAGGAUUUUUGAUACGAAGAGAUAGUGUUGUAACAUUGCCAAGUUCGAUAAGAGUAAACUGCUGCUGUUGCUGUAAUUCAAAAGUAAAAGCUGUUGUAAGACUACUGUUUUUAGUGUGAAGAUAGGAACCAUAAUCCAAAAAUGUCAUUUGAUCAUUUUGUCUGGAUAGUAAAUGCAUUUCUAAAACCAAAUGUGUGUGCCAAAUGUUGUUGGGGAGAAAUUUUUGGAUCAAUUACAUAGUUGGAUCAUUCAUAA
Messenger RNA from Capsicum annuum, 2090 nucleotides. Its product is annotated as terminal nucleotidyltransferase 4B. Gene Ontology annotation, biological process: RNA 3'-end processing. The record is from RefSeq and is a predicted model, not a curated record. Gene Ontology annotation, cellular component: TRAMP complex; nucleolus. Lineage: Eukaryota; Viridiplantae; Streptophyta; Magnoliopsida; Solanales; Solanaceae. Gene Ontology annotation, molecular function: poly(A) RNA polymerase activity; mRNA binding.